Brenthis ino (lesser marbled fritillary) is the source of this 3468-nucleotide messenger RNA. The record is from the annotation of a GenBank genome assembly. NCBI's taxonomy places the organism in Eukaryota, Metazoa, Arthropoda, Insecta, Lepidoptera, Nymphalidae.
AUGGCGGAUCGUGAACGUCCUGCAAAAACCCCCAUCAGGGUAGGUUUUUAUGACAUAGAAAGGACCAUUGGCAAAGGAAACUUUGCCGUCGUUAAGUUAGCACGACAUCGAAUAACGAAGACUGAGGUAGCAAUUAAGAUAAUAGAUAAAUCACAAUUAGAUGCCAGCAAUCUUCAAAAAGUCUACCGCGAAGUGGACAUAAUGAAGAGACUGGACCAUCCUCAUAUUAUUAAACUUUAUCAGGUUAUGGAGACGAAAAACAUGAUCUACAUCGUUUCGGAGUAUGCUAGCAAAGGAGAAAUUUUUGAUUACAUAGCGAGAUACGGUCGGAUGGCGGAGCAGGCGGCGCGGAGAAAGUUCUGGCAAAUCCUUUCCGCAGUUGAGUACUGUCAUGAAAGGAGGAUUGUACAUAGAGAUCUUAAGGCGGAGAACUUGUUAUUAGACUCGAACAUGAACAUCAAGAUCGCUGAUUUCGGCUUCAGUAACUAUUAUGCUGCUGGAGAGUUAUUAGCGACGUGGUGUGGAUCACCGCCUUAUGCCGCGCCUGAAGUCUUCGAGGGAAAACGAUAUACCGGCCCAGAAAUCGACAUAUGGAGCCUCGGGGUUGUGCUGUACGUGUUGGUGUGCGGCGCGUUGCCUUUCGACGGUUCCACCCUACAGUCGUUAAGAGACAGGGUGCUUUCCGGAAGGUUUAGGAUACCCUAUUUUAUGAGUGAAGAUUGCGAGUCUUUAAUACGCAAAAUGUUAGUCCUAGAGCCAAUGAAAAGGUAUACAAUAGACCAAAUUAAGAAACAUCGAUGGAUGUCCGUGGAACCAUAUACUGCGCCGACUAUCACCGCAGAUCCUAUGCGAAGCCCUGCACACGUCACACAUCACACCCAAGAACCAAACGAACAAGUCCUUCGACUGAUGCAAAGUUUGGGGAUCGACCCAGUUAAAACUAAAGAAAGUCUUCGCUCGAACAGUUACGACCACCACGCGGCCAUCUACCUGUUGUUGUUGGAGAGACUCCGCGCGCGCGCCGACUCGCGCCGCCCGUCGCGCCGGGAACACGACAGGCGAGAUCAUAAUAGAUUGCUCCAUGCAGGAGAGAGAGAUUUUAACCGAUCGAUCCCCGCUGCAUCUGCCGACUCUUCGUCAGCAGAAACGCAGAGGCUUCUCUCCUUAGCUGGCGUCAACAUGACCGAACAGAGACUUCUGCAACGAAGUACUGACAAUUCGGAAACGCACCGGAGCUUUUUAGUCGCCAAUAUCGACAAACACGACGAAUCCAGCAAAUUACUCUCUAUGAGGAAUAUAGACCAAAGACCAGACACGCACAGGCUCACUACGUAUGAACAGCAACAGAAUAUUCUGAAGCAAUCGAGCGAAGACUGUCGUAGGCUACUCCAACAGUCGACCACUGUCGGACCGGAAUCGCAUACACAUAAAACAGACACAAGACUUCUAACUUCAUCGAGUUUCGAUUCGAAAUGCGCUAUCGAAAGCGGUCGAUCGACGUCCGCAACGGACCAAAACGCGAUAGCUACAUUUCUUCAAAAUUCCGCGUCAGCAACUAAUUUCAAUGCAGAGCCUAUAAAACUUCCUACUUCUACGACAUUUACAAUGUGCUCUGAGGCUGCGAAACUUAUGAAUACCUUACAGCAGUCCCCUUUGCCUUUGAAGGGAACCGUUAACCUUAGCACUAGUCCCAUACCAACUCAGUUCACUGACACUAAACUAAGUAGCGUUUUAGAACAACCAAAGCCGUUAGAAUCAAGUAGACUAGUUUCGCAAGCGCAGCAACAAGAACUUAGUCGAUUACAAACCAGCACACCACCAUUUAAAGAAUACAUGAAUAUUCCAAGUUAUUCGUACCUACAGAAUACUGGUAUACAACCGGUUUCGUCGGAAGCGAACUAUUCCAACUCGGCUACGGGCGAUUUAUUUCCAAAUACGUUGUACAGACCGGAUAGCAAAUUUUCCUUAAAUAGAUAUACUACAGGACAGACAUUUAACCAAGUAUUACCCACUAGUGCUGAGCCGACAAAAUUUCAACAACAAUAUUCCUCGUCCACAGACGAAGGCUGUGAAACAGAUAUGGAAGAAACGAAUGCGCAAACUGGAGUCCAGAAUCGAUUAAGUUCUUAUGCGAGUUCUAGUUCAAGUAGUGGAGUGGUGACUUUUUUUAAUAAUAAGAGUCUCAGCCAAAAUCUUAGUUGUGAUUCGUCACAAAGCAAUUUCUCGACAUUCGAAAGUAUCGAUUAUCAGCUUUCUGAUUGUUCGAGUGAGUUAGCUAGCAGCUUGCCUAGUUGUACGUCCAAUGAAGAUAAACUGGCUUACGAAAACAGUUCGCUCGUGAACACUAGUCCCAUGCAUCCUUGUGUGUAUAUAUCCUCUUAUAAUAAUAAAACUACGGGUACAGGUUUUAUCGCGCGGCAUAACCCUAUAAACUACCAGUCGGCUAACAAAAAUUGCACUCGCGCUAUAACACGGAGUCCAGUAGAUUUUAGAGAAGGGCGGCGUGCGAGUGACGGUUUGGUCGCACAGCAGGCUGCACAAUCAAACGACACGCAAAAAAGCACGCUCGCAUUCAACAGCCAGAGAUUAAACGAAAAUUGUAAAGCAAAAGGUGUUUUGGAACUUCAUUUAGUCCAAAAAGAAGCGCAAAAGCUGAAAACGCAAUAUCAAGCUUCCCUUCCCGCGGAAGAAAUGACGCAAAGACAGAUACAGCACAAUCAAUUCGCAGCGAAUUUUACCCCUCACUACUUAGACGCAAAAACGCCCAUAAAACGAAUAAGUUUACCGGAGACGUUCAAUUACUCGAGUACAUCGCCACCCAUGCCGGCCAGUCCGAAGAUAACACUCCAAGAUAGUUCAGACCUGUGUCACGCGUCUUUAUCACAAAUGAGCAAGCCGCCACUCCAGCAGCAAUUGAUGCAGCACCGGCUUUUUCAGCAGAAACGGCAACUCUUGCAAAAACAAAUGACGCCCCCGAACUUGCACGAUAUGAGCACUCUGCACAACUUGCAAGUGGGACUCAGUAGACGACAGAUGUUAAGACAGCAGAGCUACAAAAUAGCGCAACAACAACAGAUAUUACCGCCAUUACCCUUAACCGAGACGGAAAAUAGAGAUUUGUUAGCAUUCCAGGCGAUAGUGGAAGACCCGAAUCGGGUAAAACCUAAAGAUGAUGAGGAGAAAUUCUCGUACCAGGGUUCAAUGGACAUAAUACAGAAGGAUAGACUGGGCAAUGAGAAUUGGUCGAAUUUGCCGUCUAGUUUGCAGAGUGCGUGUCAGAUAUCGGAGAUCAGGCGAGAAGGGAGAGAAGAGGAUGCGUGGACGCAAUGGAGCGCCGCACCAGGACUUUUCCAGCCUCAGGCUUGCUUCCAGCCUAAUUGGCAAGGCCACAGCCUGCCUCCUACAGCCAACAUGCUGCCUUUAAGUGAGAGCCCUAUUCUGGAAUUAACUGAGCAAAUGGAAUCGAUA